AUGGAAGAUCAGAACCAGGAAAACAGCUGUCCUGGGAGGAAGGUGCAUGGGGCCCGCUGGGGAGGAAAUGACAGGCCUUUCGCAGCCAUCGACCCCAGCGCGGGCGCGCAGGACGCCGCUGCCGGACCCCCGUUACCUGGGGCCAAACGCGCCUGGUCGCCACCUUGCGUCCUGGGCCCGGCCUCCCUCCCCGCAGCCUCCCGGCCCCGCAGCUGUCGCAGCGGCGCCCCCAGCCCCGGCCGGGCCCGGACUGCGCGGGAUGCCUCGGCGGGGCCGGCGGCGGCGGCGGCCACGCUGCGCGCUCCGGCGGAGGGGAGGGGGCUCGGCGGCGGCGGCGGCGGCGGCGGGCCCGGCGGGGGGCAGAGCCAAGAGGGCGGCGGCGGCGGCGGCGGCGAGGCGGCCGCGCUGGGCCUCAAGCUGGCCACGCUCAGCCUGCUGCUGUGCGUGAGCCUGGCGGGCAACGUGCUGUUCGCGCUGCUCAUCGUGCGGGAGCGCAGCCUGCACCGCGCCCCGUACUACCUGCUGCUCGACCUGUGCCUGGCCGACGGGCUGCGCGCGCUCGCCUGCCUCCCGGCCGUCAUGCUGGCGGCGCGGCGGGCGGCGGCCGCGGCGGGGAGCCCGCCGCCCGGCGCGCUGGGCUGCAAGCUGCUCGCCUUCCUGGCCGCGCUCUUCUGCUUCCACGCCGCCUUCCUGCUGCUCGGCGUGGGGGUCACCCGCUACCUGGCCAUCGCGCACCACCGCUUCUACGCCGAGCGCCUGGCCGGCUGGCCGUGCGCCGCCAUGCUGGUGUGCGCCGCCUGGGCGCUGGCGCUGGCCGCGGCCUUCCCGCCCGUGCUGGACGGUGGCGGCGGCGGCGGCGGCGGCGACGACGAGGACGCGCCGUGCGCCCUGGAGCAGCGCCCCGACGGCGCCCCCGGCGCGCUGGGCUUCCUGCUGCUGUUGGCCGUGGUGGUGGGCGCCACGCACCUCGUCUACCUCCGCCUGCUCUUCUUCAUCCACGACCGCCGCAAGAUGCGGCCCGCGCGCCUCGUGCCCGCCGUCAGCCACGACUGGACCUUCCACGGGCCCGGCGCCACCGGCCAGGCGGCCGCCAACUGGACGGCGGGCUUCGGCCGCGGGCCCACGCCGCCCGCGCUCGUGGGCAUCCGGCCCGCGGGGCCCGGCCGCGGCGCGCGCCGCCUCCUCGUGCUGGAGGAGUUCAAGACCGAGAAGCGGCUGUGCAAGAUGUUCUACGCCGUCACGCUGCUCUUCCUGCUCCUCUGGGGGCCCUACGUCGUGGCCAGUUACCUGCGGGUCCUGGUGCGGCCCGGCGCCGUCCCCCAGGCUUACCUGACGGCCUCCGUGUGGCUGACGUUCGCGCAGGCUGGCAUCAACCCCGUCGUGUGCUUCCUCUUCAACCGCGAGCUGAGGGACUGCUUCAGGGCCCAGUUCCCCUGCUGCCAGAGCCCCCAGCCCACGCAGGCCGCCCUCCCCUGCGACCUGAAAGGCAUCGGGUUGUGAGGGAUUCUCCCCCCCCUCCCCACACCCCUUGGCCACCCGCCACCGCCACCCCCACCCCCCAUCCAAGCCUUUCCUUGUGGCUUGGAUAGUGACCUUCCUUCUCUCCAUUCUGCCCUCCUUUUGGUUUUCUAAGCUGCCUUCAAACUGACUCUGAAAGUGGACACACACUUGGAUUGUACAGACUCCAGAUUUGCCGGGGGGGGGGGCGGGGAGGGAGUGGGGUGGGAGGGAGGGAGGGAUGGUGGGUCCCUUGUUCCAGCUCCAUCCACUUGUCACCCUAAUUCUACUUUUCUUCCUGACAGUAGGCCCUGCAGGCUUUUUGUACUGGAACUGAACUUCUUUUCUUCCAUGUGUAAUUUCUCUCUCACUCUUUUUUUUUUUUAAAUAAGAGCUGAACUAAUUUUCUUCAUGCAAAGUUUCCUAAAGACCAUGGCCAGUUUUCUACAGAAGCUAUUUUUGACAACCUCAAGUGGCAUUAUAUUUGCAUGGCAGUGGGGUGAACAAAGCUAGAGGACUUGGCAGGUUCAGUUGCUUGAGGGUCUUCUGUUGGAGGCAGGAGGACGGGCAAGGCGUCUUUAGUUGCUCUGCAUCUCAGGCCAAAAGGGCCAGUUCUUUGCAAAGGUUGAGAACUUUUUCAGUGUUGACAUUGAACUUAAAGAGCAGAUGGAUAUGGGAGUCGAUAGAAGGCAGUCACAUCUUAAAAGUUUAUACUACUGCAAACCACACAUCUGCAGAAGGCUGCUCUCUGUAUUGUGUCAACGUUGGAUGGAAACAUUUGUGUAAAAUUGUAACUUUUAAAAGAGUAAAAAGUGUUUUGGUUAGUGAUGGUGUGGAGAAACUACAGUAUUGCAUGUGUUCGUAUGUACUGAUCUGGUUCAGGACUGGGAGGGGUUUGGAAAGCAGAAGAACAACAUCCACAUUGUUUAGAUGUUUUUUGCCAAUGAAAAGCUAAAAGUACGUUUAUGGAAACUGCUUGUGCUUUGAGAAGCCCGGUUUUCUUCUGUCUUACAAAACUAAUUUCCACUUUGAAGAUUGUUCUGUUGUUCAUGGUAUAAAAGAAUGGAAUAUAAUGACACCCCUCCUAGGAGACAAACUAUUUCCUUAACACAGUGUUUGCUAGGUUAGGCUGUGCUCUUGUUCUACUGAUGGUUGUUUAAAACUACUAAUAAGGAUUAUAAUUUUAAAUAACAUUUCUUGAUUAGACAUUGUAAUUUGAAACAAAGACUACAUUCGGCAAGUACUGUAUGAUAAUUUUUGCUUAAAAUGCUACAUUUUUAUUGAUGUACCUUCCGUUUUGAGGAUUUAUAACUGUAUUUCUCUUGGCAUUACACAAAUAUACCAGUAUUUUCA
Molecule: messenger RNA, 2850 nt
Organism: Perognathus longimembris pacificus (Pacific pocket mouse)
Lineage: Eukaryota; Metazoa; Chordata; Mammalia; Rodentia; Heteromyidae
Gene: Gpr27
Product: G protein-coupled receptor 27
Exons: 3
Coding region: 1-1500 (499 amino acids)
Biological process (GO): G protein-coupled receptor signaling pathway
Cellular component (GO): plasma membrane
Molecular function (GO): G protein-coupled receptor activity
Source: RefSeq, a predicted model, not a curated record